CCAAUUUCGAAUAGGAACGUGCAAUAUCUCGAUCUCGUAGUGUAUCUACGGGCUCACAUUUGAAUUAUUCGUCCAUUACCCUAUAUACAUUAUGUAUUGUGAUUAAACAGUACGUGCAAACGCAUUAUUCAGUUGUAUCUACUUAAGCUUAUCCAGGUCGGUUGGACAGAAACAUGGAUAAUAACUUGCCGGGGUCUGGCGGGUCCAAGGGGGGAUUUGGUAGUCUUUUUGGGGGUGCGGCACCUGAAUAUUCCAACACUGAGCUCGCCGGAGUGCCAUUAACAGGAAUGAGCCCCCUCUCCCCUUAUCUGAACGUGGACCCCCGAUACCUAACGCAGGACAGCGAUGAGUUUAUCCUGCCCACGGGAGCCAAUAAGACGCGUGGGCGGUUUGAGCUGGCCUUUUUCACCAUCGGGGGCUGCUGCAUUACAGGGGCUACGUUCGGAGCUCUCAAUGGCCUUCGCAUGGGGCUGGCGGAGACGAGAGACAUGGCAUGGUCCAAGCCUCGAAACGUACAGAUCCUGAACCUGGUGACGCGGCAGGGGGCCACGUGGGCAAACACGCUGGGCUCGCUGGCGCUGCUGUACAGCGUGUUCGGCGUGGUGAUCGAGAAGGCCAGGGGGGCGGAGGACGACCUCAACACGGUGGCGGCCGGGACGAUGACGGGAAUGCUCUACAAGUCCGCAGGAGGGCUGCGCGGGGUUGCCAGGGGCGGCCUGGCGGGCCUGGCCAUUUCGGGACUGUACGCCCUCUACAGCAACUGGGAUCACCUGAAGGGCCGCUCCCCCACCCACUUCUAAACCCGCGGGUACCCAGAGGGUCCCCCCCCCCGCCCCGCCUCUCCCCUCUGCCUGCACCAAUCAUGCUUAAACCCAGAGGCAGCUAUGGGCAGGUGUGCACUAGCUUCAGAGGUGUGGACGGAAGAGACAGUCCCAGGCUUUGUCCAUAAGCCCAGAAAACGCUGUGUAUUUACGUGACGUGGUCAUGGCGCUGCUUGACUGCUUGAAGAUGAGGACAAAUAUUAGAUGAAGAAGGCCUAUUUGCGGUGAGAUGGUUUACACCCCCCUCCGCUCCCCCCCCCGUUCCCCCUCCCCGCUGCUGCUCAUCCCUCAUGUGAUGAUUGUGACAUCAUGGUUCUCAUCUCAUCAUGAAUAAGAGCAUUGCUGCAGUCAUGCCACGGGCGUGUCCUUUACAGACAGACCCCACACAGUGUCUGUGACUGCGCAUCCUUUGGCUGACGCGCUGCAUUGUAAACAUCGACCCUGCUCUGGAAAGACCCAAGUUUUGCGAGCGUGUCGAUACUAGAAACGUCCUGACUGUGUCGACUGACUGGUGUAUGAAGGCGUAUGCCAUCCUGACCACCCCACUGAUCUCGCUCACUUUGUGGACUCAGUGUUGUUGCAUGGCAAUGGUCUCCAGGUAACACUUGACCUGGGGGCCCCGGUGUUCCGGCUGGCACUUGACAUUCUUUUCCUGGUCAGUCCAUUUCAGGUCCGUUGAAUGAAAAGGGGGGGGGGGGGGGUGGGCGGAGAUCUCUGCACUGGUGGUAAUAUGUUGUAACUCAAUUAAACAAACCUGGUUUAAAAGUUUGUUUUUGUUGAAUUGUAUUUGUUGUGGGUGCGAAUGUUCUCCUUAACCUACGGUCAGUCACAUGUGCCGAGGAUGAAGGGCAUACUAUGCCAAAAAUAAAACCUGAAUCAAUAUCAGAGAUAA
Molecule: messenger RNA, 1713 nt
Organism: Anguilla rostrata (American eel)
Lineage: Eukaryota; Metazoa; Chordata; Actinopteri; Anguilliformes; Anguillidae
Gene: timm23b
Product: translocase of inner mitochondrial membrane 23 homolog b (yeast)
Exons: 8
Coding region: 174-800 (208 amino acids)
Biological process (GO): protein import into mitochondrial matrix
Cellular component (GO): mitochondrial inner membrane; TIM23 mitochondrial import inner membrane translocase complex
Molecular function (GO): transmembrane protein transporter activity
Source: RefSeq, a predicted model, not a curated record